Molecule: messenger RNA, 557 nt
Organism: Seminavis robusta
Lineage: Eukaryota; Bacillariophyta; Bacillariophyceae; Naviculales; Naviculaceae
Source: the annotation of a GenBank genome assembly
AUGAAGAUCGUCCUGUUGCUCUUGUUGGCUGUCGCGCUUCUUGAGCACACAGCCGAGGCGUUGGUGCGAGGUGAGCAGAGGAAAGAGGAUCAGCCUCGCGCCCGCGAGCUCAAAGGAAGCAUGGACAGCGGUGGCAGUGGCGACGACGGUGAUACUGGCAGUGACACUGAUGCAAUCAUUGAUGCCAUUACCGACGCGGCUUGUUUCUCAGCCAUCUCUACUGUCCAACAUCUGAACUCUGCACCACUAUUACACGGCAGGAUCCCCAUUCAGCAAUCUGUUUUUCCCAUUGGCCGAUCUAGAUCCAGCCAACAAAUGGUAUUUUCCCAUUACAAGAUCUAAUAUCUAACCUGGAAUGGUAGUUACGAAUUGACAUUGGGUAUACCACCGCCCAUUCAACAAUCCCAUGGCACAAUCGUAGCAACUGCAUUUGCAAACCGUUCUAAGAGGUUUUUCAUGUAGCCGUUGACUUGUUUGCACAGUUGCCUUAUUCAAAGGCCAACAUUUGAAACACAAAGCCAACGACUAACAAUAGAACAAGUACAUGUACAACCUUC